Drosophila simulans is the source of this 399-nucleotide messenger RNA. RefSeq names its product basic salivary proline-rich protein 1. The transcript has a single exon. The record is from RefSeq and is a predicted model, not a curated record. Bases 48 to 317 code for a protein of 89 amino acids. NCBI's taxonomy places the organism in Eukaryota, Metazoa, Arthropoda, Insecta, Diptera, Drosophilidae.
UGGUGAAGUCAGUUGAAUUUGCUAAGUCAAUCAUCUACAAAAUCAAAAUGCGUGUAUUCUUCCUCGUCGUUCUGCUCGCCUUGGUGGCUCUGGCUGCUGCCCAAGGACGUCGUCCUCCAGGACCUCCGCAGGGAGGUCUGGGACCACUUCCGGGCCCUGGAGGACUCCGCCCGCCGCAGGGACCACCCCAGGGACUUCCUCAGGGACCUCCCCAGGGACUCCCGCAAGGACCUCCCCAAGGUGGCAACUCAUCCUCCUCCGAGGACUCUUCCUCCCAGGAGAGCUCCAACGAGUCCUCCAGUGAGGCGUCCGCCUAGGAACUCGAUCGCCGAGUCCUCCAUGUAAAAACAUUCAAAACUCUUUGAAUAAAGAUAUAUAUUCUGCUUAUUUCAAUACAAA